AACUACUACUAUAAUCAAUUAACAAAAUGGCAAGAGGCCCAAAGAAACACUUGAAAAGAUUAGCCGCCCCAUCCCACUGGAUGUUGGACAAAUUGUCUGGAACCUACGCUCCAAGACCAUCUGCCGGACCCCACAAGUUGAGAGAAUCGUUACCUUUGGUUGUGUUUUUAAGAAACAGAUUGAAGUAUGCCUUAAAUGGUAGAGAAACCAAGGCCAUCUUGAUGCAACAACACGUCAAGGUCGACGGUAAGGUUAGAACUGACGCCACCUUCCCAGCUGGGUUCAUGGAUGUCAUUUCUUUGGAAGCCACCAACGAAAACUUCAGAUUGAUCUAUGACACCAAGGGUAGAUUUGCUGUUCACAGAAUCACCAACGAAGAAGCAUCUUACAAGUUGGGUAAGGUUAAGAAGGUCCAAUUGGGUAAGAGAGGUAUUCCAUACGCCGUCACCCACGACGGUAGAACCAUCAGAUACCCAGACCCAGCCAUCAAGGCCAACGAUACCGUUAAGAUCGACUUGGAAACCGGAAAAAUCACCGACUUCAUCAAGUUUGACACCGGCAGAUUGGUCAUGGUUACUGGUGGUCGUAACUUGGGUAGAGUGGGUGUAAUUGUCCACAGAGAAAGACAUGAAGGAGGAUUCGACUUGGUUCACAUCAAGGAUUCUUUGGAAAACACUUUCGUCACCAGAUUGUCCAACGUCUUUGUCAUUGGUACCGAGGCCGGUAAGCCAUACGUAUCUUUGCCAAAGGGUAAGGGUAUCAAGUUGUCUAUUUCUGAAGAAAGAGACAGAAGAAGAGCCCAGAGCGGAUUGUAAGUUAAUGACUGUAUAUUUAAUAU
Messenger RNA from Yamadazyma tenuis ATCC 10573, 838 nucleotides. Lineage: Eukaryota; Fungi; Ascomycota; Pichiomycetes; Serinales; Debaryomycetaceae. The record is from RefSeq and is a predicted model, not a curated record.